CUUGUUUUGUUUUACAAGUAAAAUUGUAAACAAAAACAGUGUAUGAAAAUAGUGCGUUCCCAUUUUAUAAAUGGCGUAAAAUAAUGUGUUGCUUUAAAAAAAAUAAGUUUUACAUUUAAAAUAAGUUUCUAUUCUUAAAUUAGUGAAAUUGAAAACGAAAAUCGCGUAUUAAUAUUUAAUGUUUCAAUUUAAAAAAUAUAUUAAAAUCAUGAGACACAUUUUUUUUGGUAAUUGAAUUAUAUUUUUUUUUUUCUGUUUAUAAAUUGAAAUUCGAAAAUGGAUAUCGAAGCAGGUGUUAAUAAAGUUGAUAGUGGAGUGGAAGACUUGCCCAAAAAUAAGUGCUUGCGGAUUUUUGUUACGUCGUUCCAUAGCGCGGUUUGUUGCUAUUAUGUACUGCUGGUUUCUUAUGGUUUAGUUAUCGGUUAUAAUGCGAUGACACAUGAUAAUGAGGUUGUCCGAUUAUUGGGACAUUAUGGACCUGCUUUUGGUACCAAUUGGAAUUUGACAUUCCAGACGGUGUUCAUAUUCCUUGCCUUAACCUAUGAUAUACUAGAAUGGAUGAACAAACAAGAUACAGAGAGGGCGAAGAAGAUCAUGUACUGGCGGGACGUCCUAUACAAUGGACUCGUGGUGCCUUUUACUUUGUUCGUUACAUCAUUAUUCUGGACUGUUUACGCCAUAGACAGAGAACUAGUGUACCCUGAGGUAUUCGAUUCCGUAGUGCCCUGGUGGUUCAAUCACUGCGUCCACACAAAUAUCGCAAUCGUCGUUCUCAUCGAGACUCUCCUCACACCCAGAAGACAACCCACAAAUAAGAGUCUGGAACUAAAACUCACUACAUUCACAUCAUUCGGAUAUGCAGCUAUAUAUUACUCCAUCUACUACUUCACGGGUCGCUGGCUGUACAACGUUUUCGGCAUCAUGACCUGGUGGCAGGUCUCCUUGUUCCAGUGCCUCAUCUGGGCAUCUGCCUAUUUCUUCUACUUCACACAUUUCAUGGUCAACAGGCUGUUCCACGGCAGCGAGGAUAAGACUGCAGUAAACAAAUCAGUAACAGUCGAAAAUAAUGGCAGUACAAAGACUGUGAAAUUUGGCAGUCUUCAGAAGAACACACCAGAGGAAUCAUUCACUUCGGAUAACUGGCAUUUGAAGUAUAGAUCACUGAGAGAUAAGUUUGAGAACUCUAGGUUAUGAGUCUCUUGAUUAGUUUUAGCGGUCCAAGUUGAUCAUUUUAAGUUUACUGGUAAUUCUGGUAUACCUUGCAUAAGAUUAUAAAAAAUAAAUAUUUAUAUUAUUAGCGGAAUAUAAUUUUCUGAAUUCAGGCACAUCAUUAGUUAAAAUAGAAACAUCAUCACAUAAUCAAAGUUGUAAUACGAACUUAGAGUUCAAGCUUUCAAUGUGACAAGGUGAUAAUGUAUUUUUAAACCCUAAAUAAUUUUUAGACUCAAUAGUACUAUGUGAACCGUUUUUUUUUAAUUGCUUUUUUAAUUGUUUUUUUAAUUGCUAAAUUUACUUACUGAUAACACAAUUUGAUAUUAAUGUUAUUUAUUUAUCUUUAUAUGAUUGAAAUGCGUAAGAUCUGCCGAACAUAUGACUGGUGCUAAAUCUAUAUUGCCUUCUUGAUUUACUCUUGGAUUAAUAAGUUUGUAGAAUGAAGAUAGAAUCAUUGUUUUCUUACUUCAAUUUAAAUCUAGUACAGAAGAAGACUUGGAAUUAUCAACCUUUCCUGCGACGCUUGAACACUGAUGAUUAUCCUUCCAGAUCUUGUAACCAAACUCAGGUUGGAAGCGUAAUUUUGUCUUAUACAAUUACCUCGCUGAAGCGAGGUUGGUGAUAAGCUCUAUUAUUAAUUCAAAUAUAUACAUAAACAUUAUAAUGUCUGUUUAUAAAGAGGCUCUCACCCGUUUUCACUUAUUCUAGCAAGGCAUAAAUUAACUAGGAAACGCCUAAACCUACGAAUCGAACCCAAGCAGAUUCGUUUAAUUCUAAAUAAACAAAUUGUUUUUUAUCUCUUGACACAAUUGUUAUAUGUUAAUAAACAAAUGCCUAGCGCACGGCUCCGCAUAACAUAUGUCAUAAAUUGAGUCAUUGCUUAAUGUCAUUAAGCAGUUUCUAAUCAUUGCUGAUAGGCAUUUUCACCUUAGGCGGUUCCUAAAUAUUUAAGCGACAGAUCUAAACGACUCCUAAGUUUAGUGAAAAUGGUGUAGUUCGGCUUGGGGGCGAAGCGGCUUUUUGCCCACAGCCUCUUACUGAUAGAGGUCUUGCAUGGAAUUGUCGUAACUAUUUUCUUAUUUAUUAGUAUGUCAUAGAAGACAAAAUUUUGGGAACGGGUGCUGGAAAAUCGUUUCGUUUUGCAACUUUGUACAUGUUUAGAUUAGUCCAUGCUGCGAAACUAAGAAGAUUUGUAUCUUUUGGUCCAUUAACUUUAAACCAUGUCAUAAUUUGAUAAUAGUGAUAUGUUGUGCUUUAUAUAAACAAGUAUAUCACUAUUAAUGUUAAAAAACUUGUUAGGGUUCCGAACACAAACUGUAAAAGGGGUACCCUAUUGCUAAAACUUCGCUGACUGUCAGUCUGUUACCAAGUUGUAUCUCAUGAAUCGUGAAAAUUAUACAGUUGAAAUUUUUAAAUACAACUACAAAAAAAAAACAUAGUAAAAUAAAUAUUUAGGGGGGCUCCCAUACAACCUACGUGCGCAAGUCCGACUAGUACAUGGCCGGUUUUUUAUACAGAAAGAUAUUGUUGUAGAAGACUUUAAUAUUUUUAAAGACACACUCGUAUCUAUCAUAUCAUCAAAACUAAAGUUUGAAGAGCGCCGUCAAAUACGCCUUUUGUUGAUAUUAUUUUUUUAGAUGAACAAUAAUUUUGAGGUAUUCUCUGUCUGGUAUACGGUGGUAGAUGUGUUCUUAUCAAAUCUAUAAAUAAUUUAUACAUUAGUAAGAUGUAAAAAUGAUCAUUGUUUUUUUUUAAGAAAUGUUUUAUAUAAAAAAAAAUAAAUAUGUUUUUGAAUGGAAAUAUGAUUUAGAUCAAUUAUUCUUUUUUUAUUUAAAUAUUCAUCUAUUUAUUUCAAAUUAGUGAUACAAUAGUAAUUAAUUUAAAAAAGAUUUCAAUGACCGCAAUGUAUAUUAAACAAUAUUCAUGGAUUAAAAAUUAACUAAAUUUUGAGUUUAGACAGGCUGAAAAUAAUUGUUUUAGAGAAAUAUGUUCUCUUUAAUAUUUUAACUUUUAAUAGGUCUUAUUGUAAACACUAAUUCAUUCGAAAAUGCCAUUUUAAUUUCAAAUUGGCAAAUAAUUUAAUAAUAUUUAAUAAUGUCAUAUAGUCAUGUUACAUGUUAUGUUUGUUUUUGUUAAUGAUUUUAUAAUAUAAUUGUGCGAAGAAAUAAAUUUAUUGAAAUAAAUAUAUGAACUGGUGU
This is a messenger RNA of Diatraea saccharalis (sugarcane borer), 3410 nucleotides long. NCBI's taxonomy places the organism in Eukaryota, Metazoa, Arthropoda, Insecta, Lepidoptera, Crambidae. The record is from the annotation of a GenBank genome assembly.